AGAAAGAAGAAGAUGCAAAUGCAAGAGACUCUCUCACCUACUCUUUAUAUAAUAAAUAAAAACCCAACCAUUGUGCCCCCAAUCAAUCACUCAUCACUUCCCCCACUAACUCUUCUUCUUCUUCUUCUUCUUCUCUCAAUUUCAAUCUCAAAUUCCCAGGAAACAAAUCUGAUUCUCUCUCUCUUUCUAGCUCCAGAUUCUCCGAGGAACAAGGAAUAUUCAGAUUCAAACACUUAGGCCUGAUCUGAAAUCUCCCCUGUGGAAGUUUCUCCGACAAGUCGUACAAGAGAAGAGAGAUGAUUGGACAAAGCUUUGGGGAUGAGAUGGAUUGCGGUAACUUCUUCGACAACAUGGAUGAUCUGAUCAACUUCCCGAACGAAGACAUCGGCCUCGGGUUUGGCAUUGGCGAUAACGAUGAGUUCCCGAGCAUCUGGUCGGCUCAGCCUGAGUCAUGGCCCGGUUCUGACCUGAUGUUCUCUUCCAAGAACAACUCGGAAACCUCCACUGAGCUCUACGUUCCGUUUGAGAACAUUGUUCAGCUGGAGCAGCCUUCGGGCCUCGUGGACGAGUCCUUCACUAACAAGAAGGGAGAUUCCUCGUCAAUGAACACCGAUUCUUCGUCAUCUCACAGCCAAUUCCGUAGCUCGAGCCCCGUGUCAGUGCUCGAGAGCAGCAGCUCCUCGUCCCAAACCACAACCUCUGCUGAACCGAUCAUCGUACCCGGAAAGCACGGCCGUCCACGCACCAAACGCCCACGUCCAGUGGCAGCCCAAGAACCGAACGAAGAGAAAGAUAGCUUCUCUGGUGCAAGUGCUGCCGAGUCACGCCUUGUGAUCAGAAUCCCCAAGCAUUUUCUCUCGGAGCAUAGCAAGAAGAUCAAGAAGAAGAAGGCAAAGGUCUCGCCUUCUUCCUCCUCGGGUCUCGACCAGGAUGUGGAUGAGAACCACCACCACGACUCUUCCUCCUCGGACCAACCCGUUAGGAAAUGCAUGCACUGUGAAGUGACCAAGACGCCGCAGUGGAGGCUAGGGCCGAUGGGUCCAAAGACUCUAUGCAAUGCUUGUGGGGUGCGCUACAAGUCAGGAAGGCUCUUCCCCGAGUACCGCCCGGCAGCUAGCCCGACCUUCACACCGGCUCUUCACUCAAACUCCCACAAGAAAGUCAUCGAAAUGAGGAGCAAGAAAUGCGACGGCGGCAUCGGAGACGCGGUUGAUAACGCCGAGGCGGAGAGUAGCGAUUUGGAAGAGCUGAUUCCAAACAACAACGCUCACAUUGCCAUAGAGUAUGUUUGAAGAAGAUGAUCAGUUGUUUAGGGGCUCAAAGGAGGGUUUGUCCUUUUGGUUCCAAGUCUUUGGAGUCAAAUAGAAAUUUGCAAGGAUUAGGAAGAAUCAGUGGCCAGAAACACAUCUUAGCUUAGAAGAGAGAGAGAUUAAGAGAGCAAUUAAGGGGUUUGAUUAGAAAAUUCAUUGCAUUUUAGUUGAUGGGCUUAAGAAAUUACUUGUGAUUACUGAUGGAAAAGAGGAAUUUUUGAUGAGGGCUUCAGGUAGUGAAGUUAGGGGCUGUGAGCUUUCCUUUAAUUUUCUCUCUUCUUCUUCCUUCUUCCUUAAUGUACUUCAAUUCUUUUGUAUUUCCUUUUUUUCGGAA
Messenger RNA from Tarenaya hassleriana, 1644 nucleotides. RefSeq names its product GATA transcription factor 8. Gene Ontology annotation, molecular function: zinc ion binding; sequence-specific DNA binding. Gene Ontology annotation, cellular component: nucleus. NCBI's taxonomy places the organism in Eukaryota, Viridiplantae, Streptophyta, Magnoliopsida, Brassicales, Cleomaceae. Bases 297 to 1292 code for a protein of 331 amino acids. Gene Ontology annotation, biological process: positive regulation of DNA-templated transcription. The record is from RefSeq and is a predicted model, not a curated record. The transcript has 5 exons.